Molecule: messenger RNA, 813 nt
Organism: Diabrotica balteata
Lineage: Eukaryota; Metazoa; Arthropoda; Insecta; Coleoptera; Chrysomelidae
Source: the annotation of a GenBank genome assembly
AUGAAAGUAUAUUUUGUGUGUUUAUGUUUCAUUUCUUGUAGUUUGUCAAGAAAACUGACAAUAACAGGUGGGGAUGUAGCUGUGCCUCACGCUUACCCAUAUCAAGUUGGUAUACGAAUAAAUAGUGAUGAAUUCUGUGGAGGAUCUCUUAUUUCCACAAAUUUUGUUCUCACUGCAGCUCAUUGCGUAAACAGAACAAAUCUGUCGCUGGAUAUCAUCUUAGGAGCACAUAACAUAUCCGAUACAGAAAUAACUCAAAUUCAUAGAACAAGCGCUAACAUAAUAAUUCAUGAAGAUUUUGAUGACAUAAGUUUCCAAAACGACAUCGCUUUGAUAGAACUGGACGAGCCUGUUCCAAUAACUUCUGCGAUUCAAACAAUUCCUUUGCUUUCCGAGACACGAUCUGAUGAUCCCUUUACAGGCGAAUUUGUAACUGUUACUGGAUGGGGUUUGAUUAAAGAUGUGUUUAAUCCCACCAUUAAAGAUUUAUCAAAUGUAUUAAUGAUUGUAAAUGUUACAGUUCUGGAGCUAGAAGACUGCAAAAAAUAUUACAAUGACGAUUUCUUUAGUAGUAUAGUCUAUAUUACCAAUAAUAAUAUUUGUACUAAUGGCGACGAUGAAAAGGGAACUUGCAAUGGGGAUUCUGGUGGACCUUUGGUCUGGAAUAAUGUUCAGAUUGGUGUAGUUUCUGCUGGAACAAGCUUAUGUCAGGUUGGAGCUCCAUCAGUAUUUACCCAUGUUGGCAAAUAUUUAGGCUGGAUUAAGAAAUAUGUCGAUGUAUAAACAAAUAAAUAAAUGAGUUUUGAAAAUUAU